CUUACAAGGUGAAUUGAUUGAUUGAUCGAGUGGGAAGCAAGAUCCGUAAUCUGUGCCACCAUGGGUCCGAUAUCUUUCGACAGAACUUUUCUCGGCGGACCUAACGUCACGGAGGACCCUUAGGAUGUUGAAGGGGCGGGGGACAAAGAAUGCCGUAUAUCGAAGUAUAAAUGUACAGCGUCAGCACUUGUAUCCGUAGUCUCAUUCCAAACUCAUACCAAACACUUCCAUCAACAAUCAACAAGAGUAUCUAAACAACAUCCAAUAAUCCUUUGUUCUAUACACCUAUCCAUUUCACCUUUCAAUCAAAAUGACUUCGCAAACUCCAGUCUGGUUCAUCACUGCUGCCAGUUCGGGCUUCGGAAAGUACAUUGCUCUAGAGGCUCUCUCCCGCGGCCACAAGGUCAUCGCCAGUGCACGAAGCACGUCGAGGAUCCAAGACCUUGCUGAAAAGGGGGCGGAUACUGUGGUCCUCGACGUCACAUCACCUCUGCCGGAAAUCAAGAAAGUCGCGAAAGAGGCCAAUGACAAAUAUGGCCACAUUACACAUCUUGUCAACGCUGCUGGUUACAUCCUCGCUGGUGCAGUAGAGGAAACUUCACCACAAGAAGACUACGACACUUUCAACACCAAUGUGUUUGGAGCAUUGAAUGUCAGCAAAGCCUUCCUACCAUAUAUCCGCGCCACGGAAGGCGAAAAGACGAUUUCGAACUUCGGAUCAAUUGCCUCUUGGUCUGGUGGUCCUGGCUAUGGCCUGUACUGCGGCACCAAGUGGGCCAUUAGCGGUAUCAGCGAAUCUAUGCGAGCAGAGCUCGAACCUUUUGGUAUCAAAGUCACCGUCAUUGAGCCUGGAUACUUCAGGACUGGAUUUCUCAAUGCGGGAGCGAGAGUCAACUCUGAGCAGCGCAUCAAGGCGUACGACGAUACUCUGGUUGGUCAGGUCAGGGCCGGUUUGGACGCCACCGAUAACAACCAGCCUGGCGAUGUUAUCAAAGGUUCGAAAGUGAUAGUGGACAUCUUGACCCAUUCUGGAAAAGCCGAAGGGAAGGACAUUCCAGAACGUGUGGCUCUAGGAUCCGAUUCACCACCCUACAUCAAAGGCAAGCUCGAGAGAACCGAAGCGUUGUUGAAGGAAUGGAACGCAAUCACCACCGAUACAGACCAUAAAUAAACGUUUCGUUUAGAGUGAAGGUGCGGCUUUGAAACGCGGAAGUCAACGUUUCAGAACGUGAUGGGAGCGUUUUAGUUAUAGGAGUCUCCUUAAAAGUCCAAUUACAUUAAUUAUUUCAAUCAAUUGACAAAGGAUUACAACC
Messenger RNA from Aaosphaeria arxii CBS 175.79, 1313 nucleotides. RefSeq names its product NAD(P)-binding protein. Lineage: Eukaryota; Fungi; Ascomycota; Dothideomycetes; Pleosporales. Gene Ontology annotation, molecular function: 2,3-dihydro-2,3-dihydroxybenzoate dehydrogenase activity. Gene Ontology annotation, biological process: siderophore biosynthetic process. The record is from RefSeq and is a predicted model, not a curated record. Bases 311 to 1171 code for a protein of 286 amino acids. The transcript has 2 exons.